Moneuplotes crassus is the source of this 2681-nucleotide messenger RNA. NCBI's taxonomy places the organism in Eukaryota, Ciliophora, Spirotrichea, Euplotida, Euplotidae. The record is from the annotation of a GenBank genome assembly.
AUAAUUUGUCCAAGAUGGAUCCAGAACUUUCUGCAAUUAUUAUGACGAUACUGAUCUACACUGCGCUUUCUGCAACUCUGAUAAUCUGAUAUGCUGGAGUUCUGUACUUCUGGAAGAAAAAGCUCAUCAGAACAAACUCCCAGAUUGAAAGAGACAUCUUGGACGAUUCUUUACAAGAAGAUUCGCUCUCUGGCAAGAUCGAAAAGGUCUAUAAACGUGAAAAUGAACUCAAUGAACCUCUCUUGCCAGAGAAUCUCUAUUCAAAGAAGGAUGGGUUGACCUUAUCCAACUUGAUUAAAGAUCUAACGGUACUGGGAUCUGGAUCUGUAUCUAAGCACCAGAAAGCUCCAGAGGAAUCUCAGAGAGUCACAUUCUCUUCAGAUGGUAAAGGAAAGGCCUCUACUUUCCAAAAAGCUUUCCACAAAUAUAAGUUGAGUCGGAUCAAAGAGGCUAAGAAAGAAAAUAAUUUUUACAAACUUAAAGGCUUUUGGGCUUUUAUCAAAGGAAUAUUUCUUAUCAAUGAUAAAGUCAUGAGCAAUGCCUGCAGUAAUGAUGCGUAUAUCUACCUGCUAUACCUAAAAUGGUGUGCUAUGUCACUAUUUUUUCUCUCCCUAAUUGGAGUACUACUACUGUGCCCAUUUUACUACUUCAGCUCAGACCAUGAGAACAAGACUUUUCUAAUGAAUAUUACAAUCAUCGGAAUAACGAAAUCAGUGCCAAGAAUGUGGAUGGUAUUUGCCAUCUCGAUCGCAUACUCAAUCCUGGGAUAUGCAAUUGUAUUCAAAUUUGUACUCAAUUUCCAAGAGUUCAUAUACUACAAAGAGGAAAACUCCAAACAAAGUGAGGAUUAUAAGAUAUCUAAAAGGACAAUCAUGAUUCUGAACCUCCCAGAUUACUGCUCAGUGUAUGAAUGCAACAGAACUCUUCACUCGUUCUUCAAGAACAGGCCGGAUUACAUGUCUGUGUCCACUCUUGGGUGAUAUCAUCCUUUGUACCAGAUAUUACGGGAUAGGAUCAAGAUUGUCUCCAAAUUGAUCAACGCAAAGAGCAACCCCAAGACAAAGCAAUCCAAGAUUGAGAAACUUGAGAACCAACGGAAUCAGAAGAACUAUGAAGCAGAAAGAGCUCUGAAAAAUGGGAUCAGCCAUAACGAAGGAAUCGCCUUUGUCCAAUUCUCUACAGCUAAAGCUGCAAAUGACUUCAUUAAUAACUUCUUUUCCUUAAAGAGGAAAUAUAGCUAUAUUCAGAAAUAUGAGAAGGACCAAUUCUCAGAUAUUGAUUAUGACGCAUUAAAGACACUUCCAGAAGAUUUUGACGUGUGUCAGUGGGAAGUAAGGAUAGCUCCUCCCUCGAAUGAUAUCAUAUGGGAAAACCUCUCUAAUAGGAACAAAGGAAUCAAAACUCUUUACAGAUUUUUCACAUGGUUCUUCCUCAUUAUAAUCUCAGUUGUGUUAACUUUGCCACUGACGUUCUUGGACAAGCUAGAGCCAUUGAUUAACUUCAUUAACAGGUAUCUGGAGAAUGACUAUACUACGCAAGAGAACUUCCAGUUAUACCUAACUCCAUUGUGCUUGUACUUGACGAACUAUAUUCUGAUUCCCACUGUGAUUAUUUUUCUGCUCGGAUACGAGAAGCGAUCGAGGAAGUCCCAUAAUGCCAAGACUAAGUUCAGGAAGAACUUCUUCUUCUUUAUUAUGAACCAGAUCAUUGUUCCACUUGCUGGAUUCAAGACUAUCAAGCAGGUUUAUGACCACUUUGCAGAGGUUAGCGUGGCAGAGUGGCCGGAGGAGCUUUCUAAUAAUGUGUCAACUAGUGGGUCUUUCUUCUUGAGAUAUAUCAUCCAGAUUUCACUAAUUACGAAUACUUUUCAACUGUUGUCCCUUCCCAAGCUCUUUUGGGACUUCUACAGCACCCAUACUUGGUACUUGAAGAAGAUCGAAAUAAAAAGGGGUGAUAACAUAACCGAGGUUAUUGAGAGGUCUUUAUAUAAGACCUUGUCUACGAAGAAUAACCUUGGUAAGAGACUCAAUUCUGAUGAGAAUGCUGACAAUACUGCUUUUUAUUUUGACCUGGCUUAUCAGCAAGCCUUCAGCAUUAGUAUAUUUGCAAUGGUGUUCUUGUUUAGCAUCACUAAUCCAAUAAUUCUUCCUUUCGGGUGUCUGUUUUUCUACUUAAAGUUCUGUAUUGAUAAAUAUAACAUUGUGUGUAUCUACCCUCUGGAGUUCCAUUCAAAAGGGUUCCUGAGAAGAACGAUAUGAAUCUUCAUGAUAGUUUCAAUCGGAAUUUUCCAGAUUUCAUGUAUGGGAUUGUUCAUUUCUCUCUCAGACAAGGCUUUUAAUGGAGCUGCUUUCAUUCACCUGAUUUUGCUAUGUGUUGCAAGUUCGUUUAUAUUCUCAAAGAAGCCAUGGAAACCGAGAGAAACAAAAAAGCCUGACAUCCAGCUGCCAAACUUGGUCCGCAUGCCUACUAGAUACCAGUACAAUGAGAAGAAGGAUGAUUAUGAAUCUGUGAACAAUAGUUCAUCUGAUGGGCUGGGAGAUAGCGAUGAUACUAGAUUCUUUGACAUCCCAAGAGCCUCUUUCGGUAGCUCUAGUGAGACUAACCCAUAUAAUAUCCUCGAUAUCAAUCUCUGUGGAUCAGGACCUAUUGAAGAGUCAAAAGAGAGAGGAUUUAUGAUUUAA